Messenger RNA from Scophthalmus maximus (turbot), 2489 nucleotides. RefSeq names its product solute carrier family 34 member 2b (gene slc34a2b). The record is from RefSeq and is a predicted model, not a curated record. Gene Ontology annotation, cellular component: apical plasma membrane; vesicle; brush border. The transcript is spliced from 13 exons. Lineage: Eukaryota; Metazoa; Chordata; Actinopteri; Pleuronectiformes; Scophthalmidae. Gene Ontology annotation, molecular function: sodium:phosphate symporter activity. Bases 112 to 2034 code for a protein of 640 amino acids. Gene Ontology annotation, biological process: sodium-dependent phosphate transport; intracellular phosphate ion homeostasis.
GUGUGUGUGUGUGUGUGUGUGUGUGCCAGGCACUAUAAAAGUAGCUCUCAGCGAAGGAGGGAGCAACAGGUGAACCAGGUGAAGCCUCCUCCUCAGAGCUCCGCUGCAGCCAUGGCUCCGAGAUCAAAAGUGGGGAGCGAUUCCUCCCCAGCUCUCGAUGACAACGCUCCGACUAAGGACAUCCCGCCCGCUUACUCCACCGUGGACCUGGUGAACGAGGAUCCAGAUGCCCAAGAUCCCUGGAAUCUCCCGGAGCUCAAGGACACGGGGGUCAAGUGGUCAGAGCUGGAUACAAAGGGGAAGAUCAUAAGCGUGCUGACCGGUUUUGUGAAGCUGAUUCUGCUGCUCGGACUCCUUUACAUGUUCAUUUGCUCGCUGGACGUUCUCAGCUCCGCUUUCCAGCUGGUCGGAGGCAAAGCGGCGGGUGACAUCUUCCAGGACAAUGUUGUGUUGUCCAACCCUGUGGCCGGCCUGGUGAUCGGGGUGUUAGUCACUGUGCUGGUGCAGAGCUCCAGCACCUCCUCCUCUAUUGUGGUCAGCAUGGUGUCCUCUGGACUGCUGGAUGUCCAGUCUGCGGUGCCGAUCAUCAUGGGAGCCAACAUUGGAACAUCCGUCACCAACACCAUCGUGGCCAUGAUGCAGGCAGGAGAUCGAAAUGAGUUCCGCAGGGCGUUUGCCGGUGCCACGGUCCACGACUUCUUCAACUGGCUCUCUGUGCUGAUUCUUCUCCCCCUGGAGGUCGCCACGGGUGUCCUGUACAAACUCACGCAGCUCAUCAUCGAUUCCUUCAAUCUCAAGGGCGGGGAGGACGCCCCCGACCUGCUCAACGUCAUCACGGACCCUCUCACCAACUCCAUCAUCGAGCUGGACAAAUCUGUGAUCACCGGCAUUGCCACCGGUGACGCCGCAGCCAGAAACAAGAGUCUGAUCAAGAUAUGGUGCAAGAAGGAGACCAACACGACUUUCUGGAAUGCGACAGUGGAGAGCUGCACUCCAGCAGGCGGCCUCUGCUGGCCAGAUGGAAACCUGACCUGGACCCAGAUGAUGAACUCGAGUUGGACCGAUUACCAAGAGAAAUGCAAACACCUCUUCGUCAACGUGAACUUGCCCGACCUGGCAGUGGGCCUCAUUCUCCUGGCCCUGUCGCUGCUCACCCUCUGCACCUGCCUCAUCCUCAUCGUCAAGCUGCUCAACUCCAUGCUGAAGGGGCAGGUGGCUGUGGUCAUCAAGAAGGUGCUCAACACAGACUUCCCCUUCCCCUUCGCGUGGGUCACUGGAUAUAUUGCAAUUUUGGUGGGAGCGGGGAUGACCUUCAUUGUCCAGAGCAGCUCCGUUUUCACCUCAGCUAUCACUCCUCUCGUUGGUAUCGGUGUCAUCAGCCUUGAGAGGGCCUAUCCUCUGACCCUGGGGUCAAAUCUUGGUACGACGACCACUGCUAUACUCGCUGCUAUGGCUAGUCCUGGAGAAACACUAGGCAACUCAUUGCAGAUUGCACUUUGCCAUUUCUUCUUCAACAUCUUCGGCAUCUUGCUGUGGUAUCCAAUCCCCUUCACGCGGGUGCCCAUCAGGUUGGCCAGAGGACUUGGGAACAUCACGGCGAAAUUCCGCUGGUUUGCCGGCCUCUACCUCUUCCUGUGCUUCCUGGUUUUCCCUCUGUCAGUGUUUGGCCUGUCGCUCGCUGGCUGGCAGGUCAUGGUGGGCGUUGGCGUGCCCAUCAUUGUGUUGAUUGUCUUCGUGAUCGUCGUCAACGUGAUGCAGUCUCGAUGCCCCCGCUACCUGCCCAACCUCCUGCGCGACUGGGACUUCUUGCCCCGGCCCCUGCACUCCAUGGAGCCGUGGGACCGCGUGGUGACCUCGACCUUCGGCUUCUGCGGCAAACACUGCUGCUGCUGCUGCAAGUGCUGCAAGUGCUGCAGCAGUGUCGAGGAUGAAAAGAUCAGAAAGAACAGCACCAAGAGUCUGGAGAUGUACGACAACCCCGCCAUGUCGACAGACGAGGACACAAAGGAGGCCGUUAAAGCAACACAUCUGUAAUAUCAUUAAGUUCAAUUUGUAUAUAAAUGCAGUAAUGUAUUUGUAACACACUUGUAACUGUUUAACACUCCUCAGGUUGUGGUAUGUGGAUGAUUCCCUUGUACUGGAUGAUAUAUUGCGCACUGCGGUUAACACUGUCAAUCACUCUCAUACAGGAGGACAUGGAGGGAAGUGUUGGACGUUAUUAUGAACCUGCUGUUUCUGGGCAUGUGACGUUUAUUCUAUGCUGUUUUAAAUUUAUUGUGGAGACUCACUGUCUGCUAUUACGUAACUAUGGGUGUUUCUGAAUGUCAUGACUUAUUUCUAUUUUUUUAUGAUAGGUGGUUUUAUGAUGGGCCCUUUGGUCUUUGAACAUCUAAACUCAAAUUGUCUAUUGUAGCGUUUAAAUUAUUUGUCCUCCUUCCAUUUUUAAGACUAUAAAAUAUUUGUAAAUAAAAGAAAUUGCUAUUUUUAAA